AAAUCUACAACUGAUGAUGAUACAGAACAGAGUCACAGCUUUGAAUGCAAGUAUCAUAUUAGCGAUCCUAACAAUGACACAUUCAUUAUACUGGAGAUAACUUCUCUUCCAAGGAAAGGUAGUACAGUGGUCAUUGUUUCCUACAAUGCCUCACGUUACAUCCUUGAAGUUACUUGUGAACAAGAAAUUCUAGUAAUACCGUCGAAUUCUGUGGAUGUUGUGGUAAAAUCUUUGCAAGCUAAAAAUGCCGAAAUUCUUCUUUGCGUACAGUACCUACAUAAGGACUCACAAGAAAUUGCGCUCAGAUCCAAUGCUUUCACUAUUAAAUGGCUUCCAUCAAUGGAAGAAAAGAAAAUCAGCAACAUGUUCCACUCAUUAAAAUUCGUUGUUGACAAUGUGCAUAUGGGAAGAACUAACUCUAGCACCCUCUUGUUUGAAGGACUGAAUAAAACCGAAGACUCAUUAUCGGUCAAUAGAGACGGCCUUCUCAAAAAAAUUAAUUCGCCUGUUACCUAUAGAAUUGAAGAUUCAUUCAAAGAGCUGCAAAUAGAAGUUACUCAGAAGAGUGCAAACUUUUCAAUGGCCAUACGAUACUCUCAAGACUGUCCAGAAUUUCUGCUGCCAAGAGGUGUGAAUUGCUCAUCAUUGAGAAAAUAUAAUCAAUUUGGAAGUUCGGUUCACUUUACAUGUGCCCAAGGUUCAAAACUUUAUGGUGCAGAUCAUGCCAAGUGUUUGAUGGGAGGAGAAUGGUCUUCGAACCCUCCAACCUGUUUAAAAACUCCACCAAAAUUCUGCGCACUUCCAAUAAUUGAAUCUGGCUAUGUGAAUAAUGUGGAGUCACCAACUGGACGUUUAACCUAUAGUUAUGGAUCAAAAUUGUUUUAUGGUUGCAAUUUUGGCUAUACAAAAAAUUUAUCAGUACCGGUUUGUACUGAAGGAAAAUGGGUGCCAUCUCCUCUUUGUACGGUUGGCAACUGUAACUUCCCGAAAACUUCCUAUAAGAAUAGCACAUUCUAUUCUGCACAUGGGAAUGACACUACCUUGAACAUUCUCACUCGUGUGGAUUACGAUGGACCAGAC
Molecule: messenger RNA, 1080 nt
Organism: Strongylus vulgaris
Lineage: Eukaryota; Metazoa; Nematoda; Chromadorea; Rhabditida; Strongylidae
Source: the annotation of a GenBank genome assembly